Protopterus annectens (West African lungfish) is the source of this 2327-nucleotide messenger RNA. RefSeq names its product N-acetylneuraminate pyruvate lyase (gene NPL). The transcript is spliced from 12 exons. Lineage: Eukaryota; Metazoa; Chordata; Ceratodontiformes; Protopteridae. Gene Ontology annotation, biological process: N-acetylneuraminate catabolic process. Gene Ontology annotation, molecular function: N-acetylneuraminate lyase activity; 4-hydroxy-tetrahydrodipicolinate synthase activity. The record is from RefSeq and is a predicted model, not a curated record. The coding region runs from base 307 to 1233 and encodes 308 amino acids.
GGAACUGCAUAUACCGAAUUAUGGUUUAAGUACAUGUUAAAGGAAUAUGUCGCAUGCGUUUUACACUUUAUUCUGGCGAGCCGAGGUCAGAUUAAGCUACGUUGUUUAGUAAAUUAAGCAAUCAAGUUUUUAAAACUUUCCUGUCUGUUGGAGGGGGCGUUUUAGAAUGCCAGUCCCUUCUACCGGAUGUCUUCGUAGUGAAAGUAAUCUCACCUGUAGUGGAGCACUCGUCUACACUGGAUUAGAAAGCGUAAAUAAUACUGUACAGGCUUUCUCAAACUGUAUGCGACUGUACUACGUUCUAAAAUGGCUUCUCAUUCUAACAGUUUGACAGGUCUUGUAGCUGCCACGUUCACGCCAUUUGAUAAAGAUGGGGAGGUUAACCUUUCUGUAAUUGGUGACUACGUUGACUACCUUGUUAAAAAGCAGGAAGUUAGAAGUGUUUUUGUCAAUGGCACAAGCGGAGAAGGCCUAUCCUUAAGUGUUGAAGAGAGGAAACAGCUAGCAGCCGAGUGGGUAAAGCAAGGCAAAAAUAAACUUGAUCAUGUAAUCAUUCAUGUAGGAAGCAUGUCUUUGAAAGAAUCGCAAGAGCUGGCUGCACAUGCUGCUGAAAUAAAAGCUGAUGGUAUUGCUGUGAUUUCACCAUUUUUUCUCAAGCCAAGAAGUAGUGAAGGAUUAGUGCUGUUUAUACAGAAAAUUGCAUCAGCUGCUCCAGCAUUACCAUUGUAUUACUACCACAUUCCCGAGCUAACUGGCGUGAAAGUUCUUGCUGAGGAUGUAUUGGAUGAGAUUAUGGGAAAAGUUCCAACCUUCCAGGGACUGAAAUAUAGCAGUAGUGACCUGCUUGACUUUGGACGAUGUGUUAACAAGUACAAGAAUUCACUAUCCUUACUUUACGGGAAGGAUGAGGAAUUACUGGGAGGCUUAGUUCUGGGAGCAUCAGGUGCUAUUGGCAGUACUUACAAUUACUUGGGCUGGUGGAACAACAAGAUGCUAGACAGUUUUCACCAAAGCAAGUAUGAGGAAGCAAAGAAUCAGCAGUAUACAGUGCAAGAAUUUGUAAGUUUUGCUUACAAACUAGGCUUUGGAAUACCUGAAAACAAGUCUGUCAUGUCAUGGUAUUCUGGCAUUCCGAUGGGUCCCCCACGGCUCCCUUUAAUGCCAUGUGCCAAAGAAAAUGGUGAUCUACUAACAAAGAAGAUGAAAGAUCUCAAGCUCUGGCCUGUACCUUAACAUUUCUGAACAUUUGCACAGAAGACCUUACUAUUAGAAUUUUGAGCAAAGGUUGGCUGAUCUUUCCUAAAAUGGAAUGUCAUCCAUGCUCCUUUAUUCAGCACUAUGUUUGGGUAGUGUCAUUCCAUAAUUGCCUUUCAUUUUUACAUUUUUUUUUUCAGGAGUGAAGAUCUGAAUCUGUACUGUAAGGGCUCAACCAAUUGCACAUGUUUGUUCUUUUAAGUGAACUUGUGCCACGUUUUUUGCACUAUUUUAAAUACAGUGGAAAUGCAUGGUAGUGUUAGUUGAAGGGAUUUUAGCAGCAGUGACUCUUGUAGGGGGAAACAGUAUUUUUUUUACACAGAUUAUCCUGAAACUAAGUAAGCAUUUUGAAAUGUACACUUCUGACAAAACAUGUAAAACUUGUAAGUUGGACAUGAAAUAUCUAAGGUUUCUUUCAGAGCACCAUAUUAAUUAAAAAAAGAAAAUCUUAACAUGUUGGCUGCUAGAUAUUGUGUGCGUCAGCUAUGUAUUAUUUUACUGAUAUAAACAAGAAAAAAACAUGGUUAUGGUUAUGCUUCUACAGGUAUAUGUCAUAAGUGAGCCUAGUGAUGUCUGCCUGUUGCAUGUAAUGUUUUUGCAUGUUUGUGGCUGAAAAUCAUCCAAGAGCAAGCAUAUUUACUUUAGCAAAUAUUAAGUCAAAUAAACCAUGUUAUGCAGGAGUAUUUCUGAUGUUUUUCUUCUGUAAACUCCUUUACAUUAAACCCUUGUAGUGCAGAUUCUUUCACGUAAUGCUUUUUAUAUGGUUUAUUCAUGCUAAAAUUAAAGCAGUGUCCUUUAUAAAACACAGUGCUGUAAAGCCAUUUUUAUCAUUGUUGUGCAGCUUGCAAUAAUUAUCAAAUGAAGUUGCACUGUUUUUACUCGCGGCUGUGUUUUUCUAAUGAUUUUAUUUGCAUAAUUAAUCAUCAGCAAUUCCUGAAUGUUAGUCAUUUAAAAAUCAUGAUGUUAAUCCUUUCGGGUGUUAACAUGAUUAUAAGAACAGAACAGUUUUGCAUGCUUUUUUAAUGAUUAACUGUUGGCCAGCACUGCUCAAUAAAAUUAAAAUCUGUGCUUAA